This is a messenger RNA of Tilletiopsis washingtonensis, 3096 nucleotides long. RefSeq names its product PIN domain-like protein. Bases 23 to 2845 code for a protein of 940 amino acids. NCBI's taxonomy places the organism in Eukaryota, Fungi, Basidiomycota, Exobasidiomycetes, Entylomatales. The record is from RefSeq and is a predicted model, not a curated record. The transcript has 2 exons.
CCUCGAUACCCACAUCAGCACCAUGGGCGUCCGCGGCCUGGCCACGUAUGUCGCACAAGAGGCGGCACGCACCGGCAGCACGCUCUCGUACGACUGCGCCGCCGCACCCAGCGUGGCCAGCAGCAGCACCGAUGCAGGCGACGCCGGCAGCAGCAGCAGCAGCAGCAGCAGCAGCAGCAGCAGCAGCAGCGGCCAUGCACAUGCCGCACAGAUGCAGGCCGCCGCCGACGCUGCGCCGCCCGGCCGCACGCUCGUCGUCGACGGCCUCUGCUUCCUCUACCACACCUACUACGCCAGCUUCCGCGAGUCGCUGCGCGGCGGCGACUAUGUGGCCUAUGCGGCCUACGUGCGCAGCGUCGUCGCCGCCUGGCGCGCCGCUGGACUGUACCCCAUCUUCAUCUUCGACGGCCCGCUGCUGCCCGCCAAGCUGCCGACGAUGCUGGCGCGGCGGCGCAGCCUGGCCGGCAGCACGCACACCUUCAUGCUCUCGUCGCCCGCCACGCGCGCCUCGCGCCGCUGGCAGCUCGAGUGUGGCCUCGUGCCGCCGCUGCUCUUCCACGCGCUCCUCGAGGCGCUUCAGCGCUGUGCGCCGCCCGUGCCGCGCCUCUUUGCGCCGUGCGAGGCCGACAGCGCCGUCGCCGAGCUGGCGCUGCGCACCGGCGGCCACGCGCUGAGCCAGGACUCGGACUUCUUCAUUCUCUGUGCGCGCGGCGUCGGCACGUCUUACGUGCCCAUCGACUCGAUCCAGUAUGUCAUUGCGCCGCCGAAGAAGGAUGCGGCGCCGGAGGAGACGCCCGAGGACAACGACGGCUUCGAGCAGGUGGGCAAGCGCAAGCGCGGCGCCCGCCGCGCCGCGCCCGCCGAGGCCGACGAGACGCUCUCGAGCCACCCGCCGAGCGACCUCAGCACGCUGCUGGCCGUGCGGCUGCGCUCGUACUCGGCACACGCGCUGGCGGGCAAGCUGCAGCUGCCGCCGACGCUGCUGCCGCUCUUUGCCGCCAUCGCGGGCAACGACUACACGGGCGAGCUGCAGGAGCGUAUCCUGCUGCACCACGCGCCGGGCCAGGAGCGCAUCCCCGAGGCGGCCGAGCUGCUGCGCUCCGCCUGGGCCAGCAGUCUGAGCGGCAGCAAGAGCGGCAAGGUGACGCCGCAGCGCCGCGGCCUCGCGCGCGGCGUCUCGGACAGCGCCGGCAGCGCGCUCAGCGACGACGGCACGGCCACGGCGGCCACGUCUGCCGCCGCCACGCCGCGGCCCUCGGCAUUCGGCGGCGCACCGCCGACGCCCGUCGACCCUGUGCGCGCCCUCGUGCUCGCCGUCGUGCAGAAGGCCCUGCUGCGCGCCGAAGCGGCACGCGCGGGCGUGUACGUCACCACGGCCGAGCGCGACACGCUCGUCGACGGCAUCAUCGACUCGGCGGCGACGUACAGCGUGCUGACGCACUCAAGUGCGCCGCAUCUCGCCAGUCCCUCUGCGCCCUUCUUUGCCUCGUCGCUGCCCGACGGCGCCCACGCCGAGGCGCUGGAGCUGUACCGUGCCGCCUAUGCGCGCGGCCAGCUGCGCGAGUCGCUCGUCGAGGCGCUGACGUCGCGCGUGUUUCUCUCGCGCAUCUUCCUCGAGGACCCAGAGAGCAAGAGCACACAGACGGUGGCCGCGCGCGAAGUGCGCACGUGGCUCUGGGCCGUGCUGUUCGACGUGUGGGGCAUGCAAUGGGCUCGCGACACGCUCGAGGAGCCCAUGCUCGAGGAGGAGGAAGAGAGCGAGGACGACGAGCCGCAGCCGUACAACCUCAGCCGCGCGUACCGCGAGGGCGAACGGCCAGACGACGUCAUCUCCGUCAACACAGAGUCGAGCGAGAGCGGCGACGACGAGGACGAUGAGAAGGAGGAAGAGCUCGACAUGGACGACCUGCCGGCACGGCCUGGCUCCGCGAUGGGCUCAAUAGGCGCCGCCAGCCGCGAGGUCAAGCCGCCGCCGGUGGUGACGGAGUGGGUGCGCAAGGGCGAGCGCUUCGUCGGCGAUGCUAUUCCCAUCGCCUCGCUGGUCACGCUGCUGUCGGAGGCCGAGGACACGCUGCCCCCCAGCCUCUCCGAGCUGCUGGGCCAGCACCGCGCCAGCGCCGGUGUGGCGUCCGACGAGGCGAGCGCCGAGGCGCCAGCGGCGGACCCGAAGCCGCCGCCCUUCGUGCUGCAGUCGGCAGACGUGCGGCGCGACCUCUUCCUCUUUGCGCUGGGCGCCCACACGCCGCGUGUGCUGGCGCUGCCGGUGCCGCUGCAGCCGCUGGCGGCCGUGCUGCGGCACGUUGUGCGCUCCGACGCGGCACGCCUCGGCGAGCGCACAGCAAAGUACGCCUGGACGAAGGCGGAGCUCAAGGCGGCGGUACACGCCGGCUGCGUGGCGCUGCGCGCGCACUCGCAGCAGUCGGACGACGCUGCAGCUGCUGCCUUCGAGCGGCCCACGGGCGCCGCAGAUGCGCAGCCAACCGUGCGGCACAUCCACGCCAGCACGACGGUGCAGCUGCUGCUCGAGACGUCGCAUCUGCUCGCGCAGGCGCUGCUGCUCGAGCACGUGCCGCCGCACGCGCUGCACGACGGCCCGUCGUUCCACGCGCAUCUGCAGGGCCACUACGGGCCCGACGAGGCGCACGAGGAGCGCCUGCUGCACGCCGUGCUCGAGGGCAACGACGCCGUGCUGGCUAUCGACGUCGAGCUGGCGCGCCGCGAGAAGAAGGCGCAGAAGAAAAAGGACGCCUCGCUCGCCAACAGCGUGCCGGGCGCGCCGGUGCGUGCCAAGCCGCCGCCGCCAAAGAACGCCUUCGAGGCGCUGCUCGGCGACAGCGAGACCUAGACUACCCAUAGAGCCAAGCUUGCAAUCUAGACUGCACCACGCCUGUGGGGUAUGAGACCUGCAUUUGCGGAGCCCGAAGCACUGUAUCGUGUGUGGCGCUCAGGCGGAGGCGGCCGCCGGCGGCUGCGUGACAUCGAACGUGACGCCCUCCUGCGUGUCGACCGUCUUGCCGUUGAGCACCUUUGUGGUGAUGGUGCCGUCCUGAUUGCCAAAGUAGGCCGCCUGCACGACGUCGACGAAGAGGCCGACCU